CUGACAACCGUUAAUUAUAUCCUACCGUCAGCCAUGGAUUUCACCGCUGCUGCCUUUAUGCCUCCUGGUGGCGGCUACGCGGAUGACUCCUCAAACCACAGUGCGACAGAGACUUGUACCCUUCCGGCUUAUCUGCGCGCGCCGGAGGUCACGUCGCAGGUCAUGGCAGAGUAUAUUUGGCUGAUGGGUGGCACAGGCCAGCUGCGGAGCAAGACCAAGGUCCUGGAGACGAAGCCAAAUUGCCCGGAGGAGGCUCCUGUCAUGGUGGUGGAGAGCAACCCUGGCAACGAGUUGGCCGAGCCUAAUCACGAACUUUUUCUGAAGCCGCGCAAGAUCUUCAGGGAUCCUUUCCGCGGGGGUGACCACAUCCUGGUACUCUGCGAUACCUUUUACGCUUGCCAGCCCAGCGAGUCGAACAGUCGCGUGGCUUGCGAGAAUGUGCUGAAGGUAGCAGAGCAGGAGAAGCCGGUCUUUGCGGCCGAGCAGGAGUAUGCCAUAAUUCACCCGGCCUAUCCAACUGUGGUACCUUUGGGCCCUCGUCGCUCGUCGUCGCGAAGCAGCAGCACGAGCAGCAGCCGCCAUAACAAGAACCUUAGCGGUAGCACGGCGCGCGGUGGAGUGAGCAAGAGCGGCCACGCUAACAAGGCGUCUAGCUCCAUGGCGGCCAACCCCGCUAGGCGCGCGCACACAGAUGUACACCGUCCAGCUGUUGUGGAACAAAGUGCGGCGUCGAGGCAGAAAACAGCCCGCCUUGUCGCUGAUUCCCAUUUACGUUGUUGUCUUUACGCGGGCAUCAAGGUUACGGGCGCCGACGUGCACAGCCUUGAAGGCUUGCACUCAUACAAGAUCGGUCCCUCCGCUGGCGUGGACCUAGGCGAUGACCUUUGGACCAGCCGUUAUCUAUUGCAGCGUGUUGCAGAAGAUAACGGCGCGUCUGUGUCUUGGGAUCCGGACGCCUUGCCGCAGGAGCGCCCGCUAGGCUGCUACUUCAAGUUCAGCACUGCAGCAACUCGGCAUGCGCCAAGCGGUCUAGGCGCGAUAGAGCAACAACUCGCAAGGCUGCAAGCUACACAUAUUCAGCAUCAGUUUGCAUAUAAUGACGGGAAGCUAGACAGGCUUGCUGCUCUGCACGUAUCGUCGUUCACGCAUGCCGUAGGCACGGCUAGUGCCUCCAUAGUUGUGCCAAGCCUCACCUACAUGCAGCAAGGUGGUUACUACAUCGACCGCCGUCCUCCAGCGGAUGCGGACCCUUACAAAGUUACGCUGCUGUUGGCUGCAACCACGCUGGACAUCCCUCUUCCUAAGCUGCCUGCGUCAUCAUCCGCUGCGGCCUCUAUGGGCCAGGUGCCGUCGGCGAUUCCCGACAAGGCGCCUGUACCUCGCGGGCUGGCAUUCAGCCCAAUGGACAGCUAUCUUCUCGCUUUGCGGCAGCAGCAGCAUUGUAUGCACGAUUCUGAAAGCGAGGAGUGUGACUCCAUUGACGAGGACGCUUGCAUGACGGAGGACUCGGCCGCACUACUGGCGAAGAUGGACAAGGACGGCGACUGUGCGGAGGCUUCUUCGUGCGAAAGCGACUACGAGCAGGAUGAUGCGAGCUCAAGUCCUCAUGCCGAAUGGGACGACGAACUGUCCAACAUGCAAGGCGAGGGUAUUUGAAAAGGGGCUUCGGUGGUCUAGGGUUGAUGUUUAGGAUACAGGGCAAGGGGGCGUUGCCAGUGAACUGGAGGGACAAUGUGGAAGGACUUUUACGCUUGUACUGUGGUGCAGUGAUUGCGCUUAUGCAGUGAGAAAUGGCUUUGCGCCAGUUAGGUCGUCGGCCAGAGACAUUACCUGGCAGUACGCUAUGACCUGAUGACCUAGUAAAAGCUUAGUACUCUGUUGGGAAAUCAAGGCGGUGGCGUGCAAUAUUUCCUUCUGAUAUGCACAGAUCCAGUCAUAUGUUAGUAUAAUUUUCGCGCAAUCAGUCGGUCGUUUUGGACCGCUCGUACAUCUUGCGCUGUGCUCACUGCGCCCGCUAUUGUGACGAAACGUCCGGUGCAACAUGUGUCGUCAACAACGUUUGCAUGGUUUGUUUGUCGCAUUCGCUUGUUUCAACCAAGUCCAUUGGUGGUGUUAACCAUACCUGCGCAUUUACAGAACACCGCGCAUUUUUGAACGGACUAGUUUGUCACUUGCCCGGAUCUGGUUACUGGCGUGGAGGCUGCUGCUUUUUGUAGGUGGUCAGUAUUGUGGCUAAUGGGGGUUUGCGCAUUAUGCCGUCUAUAAAAAAUAAUGUGUGUGAACUUACGCUGCUUUUACUGGAGGUGCUGGUACUCCUGUUCGGUAGAAACGUCACAGGCUCGCAGUUUUCCCCUCAUGUGAUGUGCACGCGGCCACGGGUCACGCGAGCCGCUGCGAACGAAAUGAAUAAGUAGUAUUUGUGGUAGCAAGGUAUCGAAGUCACGUAUAUGUUAUUUAUGCCAUUAACGGAUUAUUCAAAAUCGGGCGCGAAGGAGAAUGGAGUUGUGAUAUGUGUAGGUGGUGCUUAACAUAGUCCACCUUCUGUGUUUUAGAAACCUACUUGCCAGCUGUUCCUUCCAAAUCGAUGAUGCUACAUGAAACAGUGUACUAUCGCAUACGUUUCGUGGCAAAACUAUGAUGGCGAUAGGGGCGUGUGCAGAGAUGCCAGUGCUUUCAAUCAUUACAUAAAAUGAAAGAGCUACUGCAACGGACGU
This is a messenger RNA of Volvox carteri f. nagariensis, 2714 nucleotides long. RefSeq lists its product as uncharacterized. Bases 34 to 1656 code for a protein of 540 amino acids. The record is from RefSeq and is a predicted model, not a curated record. Gene Ontology annotation, cellular component: cytoplasm. The transcript has 4 exons. NCBI's taxonomy places the organism in Eukaryota, Viridiplantae, Chlorophyta, Chlorophyceae, Chlamydomonadales, Volvocaceae. Gene Ontology annotation, molecular function: glutamine synthetase activity.